AUGCUGCUGGUUUUGUCCGAAGAGCACAAAGAACACCUCCACUUUCUUAACAAAGUGGACGCGGCAGUGGUGGGAGAGUUUGGCCGUAUCGCGCUGGAGUUCCUGAGGAGAGGAAUCAGCCCCAAAGUCUACGAGGGAGCCGCCAGGAAGCUGUCCGUUCCCGUGGAAAUGGUUCAGCACGGCGUGGAGGGACUCAUGUACCUCAUGACCCAGAGCUCCAAACACAUGCUGUCAGAAGCGGACUUUGUGGACUCGGUCUUGUCCUUGGAGUUUGGGGAUGAGCUCAACCAGAACCUCCUGCAGAUGUACCAGCAACACGGCAGCGAGAUCCGCAGCAUCUUGAGUCUGCUGCCUCGCAACUUGCCCGCUUACCACAACCUCCAGUGGAGGUUGGACGUGCAGUUGGCUAGCCGUUCCCUACGGCAACAGACGGUGCCCUCCUUCAGCAUUUUGCUGCAGCUGACGCACGGGCGAGGAAGUGAUUCCGACGCUAAGGUUCUCCGGGUGGACCCCAGCACCCUCCUGCACCUCCUCUCCAUUCUGGAGGGGGCGCUAGCUGCCUUGAAGAGCACGCAUGCGCGACGCGUCCUGAGAAACAUCAAAUAA
Nerophis lumbriciformis (worm pipefish) is the source of this 606-nucleotide messenger RNA. The record is from RefSeq and is a predicted model, not a curated record. Lineage: Eukaryota; Metazoa; Chordata; Actinopteri; Syngnathiformes; Syngnathidae.